Messenger RNA from Grosmannia clavigera kw1407, 420 nucleotides. RefSeq lists its product as uncharacterized. The coding region runs from base 1 to 420 and encodes 139 amino acids. The transcript has a single exon. The record is from RefSeq and is a predicted model, not a curated record. Lineage: Eukaryota; Fungi; Ascomycota; Sordariomycetes; Ophiostomatales; Ophiostomataceae.
AUGCAAUCGGCGUACUCUGCGUUUUCGCUGGCGGUGCCGUUUCCUUGUGGGCAAGCGGCAACGCACGCGGUGGUGGCAUUCACCUGCGCAGCGCUAGGGUCAGGGGCCUGCGAUGGUCAGUCGAUGCUCCUUGCUUUGGGGUGGAAGAAGAGGACUUACGGAAACACACUUGGCCCGGCACGAGACGUCGCUCGCAUCGCAGGCAGCGAGGCACGUGGCGAUGGCCGCCUCGUACGAGGACUCGGCCGGGCUGAGGCUGUAGGUAGACGUGGCCACAAGGGUUCCGGUAGUCGACGUCGACGUGGUGGACUGGGCCGCGGCAAAGGCAGCAAAGAGGCCGACGAGAGCGGUAGAGAAACGCAUGGUGACGGGAUGGUACUGUGGACCAGAGGGGUAUAUUGUAUCUUAUUAGAAAGGUAA